GUGAGCUGGAGGGGCAGCUCUUUUGAUCAUUCCUCUUAAACACUGCUACACAUCUUUAUCUCUAAUCUCUGACCUCAUUUCUGUAUUACCCCUCAAUCACAUCCUCUUAACAUAUCCUUCUUUCAAAUCACUGAACAACAUGCCAGUGACCAAGUUCUCCCAUCCUGAUCCGUACUCCUACCAGACGGGCUUCGACUCUUAUCAUGAGACCGAAGCUGUCGAAGGCGCUCUUCCAGUAGGACAAAAUUCCCCUCAGAAAGCCCCCUAUGGCUUGUACGCAGAGAAGCUGUCCGGUACAGCAUUCACCGCCCCCCGACACGAGAACCGACAAACAUGGGUCUACCGCAUUCUCCCCGCCGCUGCCCACCAGAAUUUUGUCGCCGAGGAAGAGGACUCCUAUCAUACUCGCAUGACCACUGAAACACACCAGCUCCACCACAUUCCUAACCAACUGCGAUGGGAUCCUUUCGACCUAGAUGAGACUGUCGACUGGGUCCACGGUCUGCAUCUUGUUGCUGGAGCCGGUGACCCUACUUUGAAAUCGGGUCUGGGGAUCAUUCUCUACGCGGCGGGCAAGGACAUGGGGAAGGAGGCAUUCUACUCGGCUGACGGCGACUUUCUGAUCGUGCCUCAGCACGGCGUACUGGACAUUCAGACUGAAUUGGGGCGGCUUGUGGUCCGUCCGAACGAGAUCUGCGUGAUUCCCCGGGGCGUGCGAUACCGCGUAACCCUUCCCGCCGGUCCAGUGCGAGGAUACAUCUGCGAGCUCUACCAAGGCCACUACCAGCUCCCCGAGCUGGGCCCGAUCGGCUCCAACUGUCUCGCCAACGCCCGCGACUUCCAGGCGCCCGUAGCCGCCUUUGACGACGAAGAGGAACCCUCCGAGUACCGGCUGUACAGCAAGUUCGCCAACAAGCUCUACUCCGCCCGGCAGCAGCACACCCCCUUCGACAUCGUCGCCUGGCACGGCAACUACUACCCCUACAAGUACGACCUCGGGCGCUUCAACACGAUCGGCUCUAUCUCAUUUGAUCACCCGGACCCGUCCAUCUUUACCGUCCUGACCGGCCCGUCAGACCAUGCGGGCACCGCCAUCGCCGACUUCGUCAUCUUCCCGCCCCGCUGGCUGGUGCAGGAGAACACCUUCCGCCCGCCUUGGUACCACCGCAACACCAUGUCCGAGUUCAUGGGGUUGAUUACGGGGAACUACGAUGCCAAGACGGGAGGUGGGUUCCAGCCUGCGGGCGCUAGCUUGCACAAUGUGAUGAGUGCGCACGGGCCGGAUGCAGAUGCCUUUGAGGGCGCGAGUAAUGCAGAGCUCAAGCCAACGAAGGUUGGCGAUGGGAGUAUGGCGUUCAUGUUUGAGAGCUGUCUAAUGGUGGGUGUCUCCGAGUGGGGGCUGAAAACUUGUCAGAAGGUGCAGGAGGAAUAUAAUGAGCACAGCUGGCAGCCCCUCAAGCGCCACUUUAAGAAUCCGAACAAGAAAUAGGGUGUGGCAUGGUAAUAAGGCUGUAGGAUGGAUUUGGAGGUCAAAUGAUGAAACAAGCGAUAGCAGGCUCCGCAUGAUUAUCCUAUCGAG
Molecule: messenger RNA, 1579 nt
Organism: Aspergillus japonicus CBS 114.51
Lineage: Eukaryota; Fungi; Ascomycota; Eurotiomycetes; Eurotiales; Aspergillaceae
Gene: hmgA
Product: putative homogentisate 1,2-dioxygenase (HmgA)
Exons: 4
Coding region: 140-1489 (449 amino acids)
Biological process (GO): L-phenylalanine catabolic process
Cellular component (GO): cytoplasm
Molecular function (GO): homogentisate 1,2-dioxygenase activity
Source: RefSeq, a predicted model, not a curated record